This is a messenger RNA of Pygocentrus nattereri (red-bellied piranha), 1881 nucleotides long. It is a transcript of the gene cbr4, whose product is annotated as carbonyl reductase 4. The transcript has 6 exons. The record is from RefSeq and is a predicted model, not a curated record. The coding region runs from base 268 to 981 and encodes 237 amino acids. Lineage: Eukaryota; Metazoa; Chordata; Actinopteri; Characiformes; Serrasalmidae. Gene Ontology annotation, molecular function: oxidoreductase activity, acting on the CH-OH group of donors, NAD or NADP as acceptor; quinone binding. Gene Ontology annotation, biological process: fatty acid biosynthetic process.
UGUUACAGCUGGCGCACCAUGGCGGCGUCCGGGCAUGUUCAAAGGCGAGGAUGGCUCUCCGUGGCUGACUGAAGCUGCCGCUGAGCGAGAAAUAUAACACUGGGAACAACAAUGUAAAGACAUCGAAGUGAGUCCGACAGCGUAACCUAGCAGAGCCCAGGUGUACCCGGAGGAGUCUGGCGGCCUGACGGUGAAGUGGCGCGGAGAGCCGGCGGUGCGGCGCUGAGCUCGCACUUUUACCCAGGAUUCCUUUCUAAAACUGGGGCAAUGUCCAGAGUGGGUGUGGUGUUUGGGGGCUCCCGUGGCAUCGGCCGUGCGGUUUCCUGGCUGUUGGCAGAAAGGGGACAUAGGGUGGUGGUGGUGUCCAGAAACGUGGAAGCAGCACAGGCUACAGCAGACUCUCUUCCCGGAGGGGAGCAUGUAGGCCUCAGCUGUGAUGUUUCUAGAGAACAGGAGGUCCAGAGAGCGUUUGAGACCAUCACUAAGACCUGUGGUCCUGUGGGAUAUCUAGUCAACGCAGCAGGCAUCAACAGAGAUGCGUUAUUAUUAAGGAGUAAAUCUGAGGACAUGGUGUCUGUUCUUCACACCAACUUGCUUGGCUCCAUGCUUACCUGCAGGGCGGCACUACGGAGCAUGCUGAGCAAAGGGGGUGCUAUUGUCAACAUAGGCUCGGUGGUGGGUGUGAAAGGAAAUGCUGGUCAGUGUGUGUACAGCGCCAGCAAAGCCGGCCUGGAGGGUUUCACACGCUCCCUGGCCAAAGAGGUCGCCUCGCGAAGUGUUCGAGUCAACUUGGUGGUGCCAGGGCUCAUCCGGACAGAUAUGACAGCGGGACUUAAGGAGGAGGACGCCGGGAGGAGAAUUCCCCUGGGCCGUUUUGGUGAGCCCAAGGAAGUAGCACAGGCUGUUCUGUUCCUCCUCGAGUCACCUUAUAUUACAGGGCAGGUUCUGCUUGUGGAUGGAGGACUACGGCUGGUUAUGUGAGGCCUGAUUACUAACUGUAUGUUGCUACUGUUGGACUAGUGGCACAGCUCGGUCCUUUGAGGGCAGAGCAAAGUGGAUUUUUGGAAUACUGUUGAUGAAGGGGAGGACAUUGUGCUUCACUUCAGGACCUACUCCUUGUACUCUGGGGCAGUGAUGGACAUAUUGGUUGAAACUUUGUGCGCAUAGUUAGGAUUUAUGCUGACUUUGAUCAUUUUUAUCACAGACUGAUUUUUUGCAUUUUGAAAGAUGAUAAAGAAUAGGCGGUUCCUUUUUAUUGGCCUUCACUGGCUCAGUUUGUGGCCAUUGAUCUGAAAUAAUGUCCUCAGUUUAUGAUCAACAGUAGACAACAGGUAAAUGAUAUGUUCAGUGUGUUACAUCAUCCUACAUGAAUUCAGGGGUGCUGCUAAUGACUAUUUAGUAACUUAUUAAUCUAUAGGAUGCUUUAUUGAUGUAUAGAUCAUUUUGAUCAACAGUGAAUAUGCAUAUCGAGAGCUACAGUGGCAUAUCUAAAGUGUUAAGUAGUCAAUAACGUCAGCGUCAGUCUGUUGCACUACCAGUGCGUUCAGUAUUCAUGCAGUGUUCUCUAUCAUGGCAUCAGCAUCAUGACAUUUCAGCAGAAAUAUAGGCCUGGUCUUUGGCAAAAUUACAUGUUUACUGGAGGUUAUUUUGAUAAAGUGUCCAAAUGUUAAUGCAAUUUUUUAAGAGAAUUAUUGUUACUUUUAAAGUGCACACAAAGUCUAAAGCAUAAACCUUAUCUUUCUCAAGUCAUUAUAACAGACUUAUCUUUGAUGUAUUUUACUGUGUGGAACCUUUCGCUUCAAUUGGAAAGGAGCAACAUAAGAAACCUGAAGUGUUCUCACGUUUUAAGAAUUAAAGACUGUUGGACUGAAUGGAACGUAA